AAACUUUUUUUUUUUUUUUUAAUAGCAUCAGCACUGACACCUCCUCCACUUACAGCACUAUAUCAGCUCCUUGACAGACAGGGAGACGGACAGACCGACAGCUGGUCUGUCUGAGAGCAAAGAACAAGUUCAGUGUGAGAUGAGAAGAGGGAUUUAACUCCAGCGAUGUUGAACCGACGGCUUGUGAGGGUGAGGAAUGCUCUGGUGCGAGAGUGCAUGGCUGAGUUCUUGGGAACUUUUGUCUUGCUGCUCUUUGGCUGCUCGGCUGCAGCGCAGGUAAAGACGAGCAGAGACACUAAAGGCCAGUUCCUCUCAGUCAACAUGGCCUUCUCUGUGGGCGUGAUGUCAGCAAUGUACCUCACCAAGGGCAUCACAGGUGCCCAUCUGAAUCCGGCGGUCACUCUGAGCUUCUGUGUGUUGGGCCAGGUGCCGUGGAGAAGGCUGGUGCCCUACUCCCUCUCCCAGCUGCUGGGGGCUUAUAUGGCGUCAGGGCUCGUCUACCUGGUCUACUACGAUGCUAUAAUGGAGUUCAGUGGCGGAGUGCUGACUGUAUAUGGCCCAAAUGAGACGGCGUCUAUAUUUGCCACAUACCCCUCAGAGUACUUGACUUUGGGCAGAAGUUUCCUUGACCAGGUCAGUGGGAGGAUACUUGUGACCUUCAGUGCAUUGACAGUUCCUCCUUUAUUUAACUCUAUAUUUAUUUACAUGUGUCAUCAGGUAGUGGGCACUGGCAUGCUGAUGUUGUGCAUCCUAUGUUUGGAUGAAAAGAGGAAUACUCCAGCCCCCUCAGAGCUGAUUCCUCCCAUAGUGGCAGUGAUCGUCCUGGGGAUCUCCAUGUCAAUGUCAGCUAACUGUGGUGCAGCAAUAAAUCCUGCUCGGGACCUGGGGCCACGCCUCCUCACACUGACUGCAGGCUGGGGCACUGAGGUGUUCACGUGCUACAACUACUGGUUCUGGGUGCCCCUGGUGGCCCCACUUCUCGGAGGUGUUAUAGGUUCUUUCAUGUAUCUGAUUUUCAUCCACUGGCACCUGCCUGACCCGGACCCUCCUGAGAGCCUCACCACUCUCUCCACCAUCAGUGACAAAAUCAAGCGGCCCAGCACAACGUGGGACAAGGACGUAGAGUUAAAAGCUUCACGGCUCUAAGUGUUAGUUACACACACUUCAAGAAAGUAAUCUGGUUGUUUGGGAAAGCAGAGGCACAUAUCUGAGCUUAUUGUUAGGACACACACAUCUCUGUUGGAGAAAUAACAGGAAUAUUGUAUUUAUAUGGUCUGCAGUGAGCUUCACAAACACAGCCAGUCGCUGGGAGGCGGCUCCCAGCUGGAGGCAGCUGACGGAGACAUUGAUUGUGUCAUAAUGCUGUUUACAUUGAUGUCUAUAUUGUUUAUACUAUUGAUUUUUCCUUAAAUUAUAUUACUGAGUUGUAUUUACUUUUUAUGAAAUGCCAUA
Epinephelus moara (kelp grouper) is the source of this 1452-nucleotide messenger RNA. It is a transcript of the gene aqp10a, whose product is annotated as aquaporin 10a. The coding region runs from base 166 to 1146 and encodes 326 amino acids. Gene Ontology annotation, molecular function: water channel activity; urea transmembrane transporter activity; glycerol channel activity. The record is from RefSeq and is a predicted model, not a curated record. Lineage: Eukaryota; Metazoa; Chordata; Actinopteri; Perciformes; Serranidae. Gene Ontology annotation, biological process: glycerol transmembrane transport; water transport. The transcript has 5 exons. Gene Ontology annotation, cellular component: basolateral plasma membrane; plasma membrane.